AUGGAACUUGCUGUAACAAGAGUGGGUGUGGAACGUAUCAGAUGUAUGGCACACUCUUUACAAUUAGUGCUGAAGGAUGCGUUUUCAGGAGAAGAGAAAAUAAAUGAAAUGAUUACAAAGGCGAGGUCUAUAAUUGGUCACUUCAGUCAUUCUACGUCAGGUCGUAAAAUCCUUACUGAAAUGCAGAAAUCUCAUAAUGUUCCUUGUCAUGUGCUCAUCCAGGAUGUCAGCACUCGCUGGGAUUCUACCCUUCACGCGCUUAGAAGACUUCUUGAGCAGCGAGUUGCAGUUCAAGCAUCUUUACCCCAUGUGAAAUGUAGAACUGAAUUGGCUACAAAAGAGUGGGAGAGUCCUAAUUCUACAGAGGCGCCGCGACAAAAUCAAAAUCAGAUUUUCUCGGGUAUCUGGUCUGCUUGUGACAGUUUAAUAAAAGAAGCAGAAGACGACGAGCCUUUAUCAAACAUGUCUAUUCAGCGUGAGCAAGAAGAGGUAGAAUCUUAUUUAAGAUUUCCAAACAUUCCAAUCAAACAAGAUCCAAAGAUCUAUUGGCGCCAAGAAGAUAAAUAUCCAAAAUUAAAAAAGCUUGCACAAAAAUACUUGUCUUAUCCAAUGAGCUCAGUUGCUUCAGAACGUCUCUCUCUCAACUGCAGGCCUAAUACAAAA
Brenthis ino (lesser marbled fritillary) is the source of this 663-nucleotide messenger RNA. NCBI's taxonomy places the organism in Eukaryota, Metazoa, Arthropoda, Insecta, Lepidoptera, Nymphalidae. The record is from the annotation of a GenBank genome assembly.